AUGGAGGCCUAUGGCGCAGCGCCGCUGCACUCGAAGCCAGUGCCAGGGAGAUGGCGACUGAACCGAGUAGCAAUGCUGGAGGCGGUGAUCGUCCCAUGGGCCAUCUUUCUUUGCGUCUCCUGGCUCCUGACUUUCUCUAUCCAUUACAAGCACACGGUCCCCGUGCUGGUUCUGGUCGCUGCCUGCUUACUUGUCCCGCUGGGCAUGUGGUACAGAGUUUGGCACCAGCAGCAAGACUCCAGAGACAUCUCGCACAGAGAGCCAAACUGGUUCUUCUUCCUGGCCAUCGUAUCUUCCGUAGCCUGGCUUGCCGGCGUAGUUGUUGGACUCUACACAUGGUCUGCUUACAUGCAGCCGUACUUCGAGGCAGAGAGCCUUGCGAUGGUCACCAACGUAGACACCAGAAGAGCAUCAGGCGGGCAAUUUCUCGACAUGGGCGCCCUUGAGUUUGCUCCCCGCACCGACGUCAACGAGAGCCUGACCAUGGGUUACAAGGACGGCAAUCUCUACUGCGUCGCUCCCAUCGUCACAUCAGGUGGGGUCAACGCCACGGCCCCCGCCUUCUUCGAUUUCUGGGCGGUGGGUGUCAACUGCUGCGACCCCUUCGAGCCCAAGCUUUUUGCUUGUGGCGAACCGAACGAUGAUCAGGUUCGUGGUGGAUUCCGGCUUACGGACACGUCGCUAGUUCCACAAUACAGGAAGGCCAUCCAAAUGGCACAGGAGGAGUAUCACAUCAGGAGCGGCGCAAACCCGAUCUUUCUCCAUUGGACUGGUGAUCCCUUGAAGAAGACCGAGCAGCAGUUCCGGGACGGAGAGGCGGCAUUCUGGAAGUUUUGCUGGGUCUACUUGGCCGUGUCGGCCGUCCUAGCGUUGAUCGAAGUUGCUGCUCAGAAGUUCAGCUGA
This is a messenger RNA of Symbiodinium sp. CCMP2592, 903 nucleotides long. The record is from the annotation of a GenBank genome assembly. NCBI's taxonomy places the organism in Eukaryota, Dinophyceae, Suessiales, Symbiodiniaceae.